This is a messenger RNA of Olea europaea var. sylvestris, 516 nucleotides long. RefSeq lists its product as uncharacterized. NCBI's taxonomy places the organism in Eukaryota, Viridiplantae, Streptophyta, Magnoliopsida, Lamiales, Oleaceae. The transcript has 2 exons. The coding region runs from base 1 to 516 and encodes 171 amino acids. The record is from RefSeq and is a predicted model, not a curated record.
AUGGUAGGCAUAUACCAAUCAAGGGAGCAAUUCUGGUCCCGAGUAGAGAAUGGAUACAAUACCACAUUUCCUUCAUUUAUCACUCUUACUCAAUUGAAAAGAUCUCUAAUUAAGCGAAUGCAAGUUAUUAAUGCUGCCAUUAGCAAAAUGCAAGGAUGCGUUCGACAAGUCAAACUUCUGAAACCAAGUGGUGUAUUAGAGGAAGAUAUUCCAAAAUGCUAUUAUCUAAAGACUCAGAUUACAAGAAAGAGUUCAAAUUUGAUCAUGUUUGGCCUAUGCUUAAAGAUGCCAAAAAAUUUUGGAGAUGAUGUUAACACAGCAAAAGCAAUCUACCAUAGGCAAGGCCGUGUUAACAUUGCAUCGUCACAGCCAAAUUUGCCAUCGAAGGACCACAUGUCAACUCAUUCAAAAUCUCCUAGAUUGUCCUCAUUUUCUUUUAAUAUAAACAAAGACAAUGUUGACGAUAUUUCUACUCAACGACCUAUAGGGGUAAAGCAAAAGGAAAAAGGGAAAUGA